Racocetra persica is the source of this 882-nucleotide messenger RNA. The record is from the annotation of a GenBank genome assembly. Lineage: Eukaryota; Fungi; Glomeromycota; Glomeromycetes; Diversisporales; Gigasporaceae.
GUGAAUAUGUUGAUUAUCGACCUCUCAAUAAUAUUUACCUUCUUGAUAUAAGUCAAAAAAAUAAUUAUAAAUGGGUUAAUUUAUAUAACCCUUUCGCCUCAUCCACAUCUACAACAUCCUUACCAACACCUUCACCGACAACCACGUACACACCCUUAACUAGUAACAAUGGCCCUAAUUUUGGACUAAUUAUUGGUAUAGUCUCAGGAGGAUUUGCUACACCUUUUAAUUUAGUUGAUACUUCAUCAAUGCAUUGGACUGAUCUUUCUUUUGUUAGAAAUAACCCCAGUGCAUUUAGUGCAUCUGUAGUUAAUGAUAAUGCUAUUUUUUAUUUCGGUAACUCCUAUAGUACCUUUACUUUAAAUCGUGUUGAUAAAUUUGAUACUUUAGCAGAAAAAUGGAUUGCAUUUAAUUUUUCUGGAAUUAAUACAACCUUAGCAAGAACAUCUGCAUCUUAUGUUCAAGGUGUUAUUUCAAACAAUAUAAUUUAUUAUUUUAAUCCAUUUAAUGAAAGCACUCAACAUGACUUGAUUUUGGUGAUAGGUGGAUAUUCACAAGGUCGAAUAACUUCCUUAAAUAUUAAGACCUUUAGUUGGGAAAAUCUUACGAAUUUGAAUGAUGGCUUUAGAACUGGUUUAUAUUAUCAUACUUCUACAUUAAUUGAUCAUUAUAUUAUUAUUGCAUUUGGAUACGAUGUUAAUUACUAUCCUAACAUUUAUCUUAAUAAUUAUAGCAAUAAUAUUUCUCUUCUUGAUAUAAGUCAAAAAGACAAUUACAAAUGGGUUACUUCAUAUGUAGCUCAAGGUGGUGGCUCUCCAACUCCAACUCCAAGAUAUAUUACCACUCCUAGUGAAAUUUUUGGUGUUGUUGGUGGAAUUAUUG